AUGGGUGGAGUUCCACUGAACACCUUCAAACAGAUUAAGGAGAGCCUUAAAUCUAUCUUCAAGAGAAAGAAGAAGGGCGAUAAGAAGAACGCUCAGGCCACGGAGCAAAAGCCUGAAGAUACCACUGCCGCUGGUACUGGUGAAGCUACUGGCGAAGCUACCACCAAAGCAACCACCACCCACGAGGCUCCGGCCGCGGAAUCUCAGGAUGCAGCUCCUACGGCAACGGGCCCGCCACAAUCGACGCCUGGCAUCUCUCCGGGUACCUCGAUACCAGAGCAGCCUCAUGAUGAGCAUGACGCACUUGCUCCGACACCCUUGCCCCAAAUCCCACCCAUAGAGACAACGGAAUCUGCCGCUCCUGCAGAGACCCCGGCCGCUCAGCCAACUGCCGGCUUGGUUGGUGGAACAACUCCUACCGAGCCCGCUAAACGUGAGUUUGUAUGA
Molecule: messenger RNA, 447 nt
Organism: Aspergillus bombycis
Lineage: Eukaryota; Fungi; Ascomycota; Eurotiomycetes; Eurotiales; Aspergillaceae
Exons: 3
Coding region: 1-447 (148 amino acids)
Source: RefSeq, a predicted model, not a curated record